Molecule: messenger RNA, 10716 nt
Organism: Oenanthe melanoleuca
Lineage: Eukaryota; Metazoa; Chordata; Aves; Passeriformes; Muscicapidae
Gene: IGSF9B
Product: immunoglobulin superfamily member 9B
Exons: 20
Coding region: 1-4305 (1434 amino acids)
Biological process (GO): cell-cell adhesion
Molecular function (GO): protein binding
Source: RefSeq, a predicted model, not a curated record
AUGAUUUGGUAUGUGGCCGCUUUGGUAGCAAGUGUGCUCGGCGCCCGCGGGCUGCCCGUCCAAGGUGCCCUCGGCUCGAGGGAGGAGCCCGAGUUCGUGACUGCUCGCGCUGGCGAGAGCGUGAUCCUGCCAUGCGACGUCAUCCAUCCACUGACAGGACAGCCCCCUCCCUAUGUCGUGGAGUGGUUCAAGUUCGGUGUCCCCAUCCCCAUCUUCAUCAAGUUUGGGUUUUACCCUCCCCAUGUGGACCCAGAGUAUGCCGGCCGGGCCAGCCUCCACGACAAAGCCUCCCUGCGCAUUGAGCAGGUGCGCUCUGAGGACCAGGGCUGGUACGAGUGCAAAGUGCUCAUGCUGGACCAGCAGUACGACACCUUCCACAAUGGCAGCUGGGUCCACCUCACAGUCAAUGCUCCCCCCACGUUCACCGAGACCCCGCCACAGUACGUAGAGGCGAAGGAGGGCAGCAGUGUCACCCUGACCUGCAUGGCAUUUGGGAACCCCAAGCCCAUCGUCACCUGGCUCAGAGAGGGAGACCUUUUGGGUGCCAAUGGCAAGUACCAGGUGAGUGACGGGAGCCUCACGGUGCUCUCGGUCAGCCGGGAGGACAGAGGUGCCUACACCUGCCGGGCCUACAGCAUCCAGGGCGAGGCUGUGCACACCACGCGCCUGCUCGUCCAAGGGCCUCCCUUUAUUGUUUCCCCUCCGGAGAACAUCACAGUCAACAUCUCCCAGGAUGCGUUGUUCACCUGCCAGGCCGAGGCGUAUCCCGGGAACCUCACCUACCUGUGGUACUGGGAGGAGGAGAAUGUCUACUUCAAAAACGACUUGAAGCUGAGGGUGCGGAUCCUGAUCGAUGGGACGCUGAUUAUUUUCCGUGUCAAACCAGAGGAUGCUGGAAAAUAUACCUGUAUCCCCAGCAACAGCCUGGGCCGCUCGCCAUCAGCCUCUGCCUACCUGACAGUGCAGUAUCCUGCCCGUGUGGUGAACAUGCCCCCCAUCAUCUACGUGCCCAUCGGGAUACACGGGUACAUCCGUUGCCCAGUGGAGGCGGAGCCCCCGGUCACACUGGUCAAGUGGAACAAGGAUGGGCGUCCCCUGCGCAUCGAGAAGUAUUCUGGCUGGAACCUGCUGGAAGAUGGGUCGAUCCGGAUCGAGGAGGCCACUGAAGAUGCUCUUGGCACUUACACCUGCGUGCCUUAUAACGCCCUGGGUACGAUGGGCCAGUCUCCCCCUGCCCGACUGGUACUGAAGGACCCCCCCUAUUUCACGGUGCUACCAGGCUGGGAGUACAGACAGGAGGCAGGGAGGGAGCUGUUGAUUCCUUGCGCUGCUGCCGGAGACCCCUUUCCCAUCAUCGCCUGGAGAAAGGUAGGGAAGCCCAGCAGGAGCAAGCACAACACGCUGCCUGGUGGCACCCUGCAGAUCCGCUCCCUCGGCAAGGACGACCACGGCGAGUGGGAGUGCGUCGCCACCAACAUCGUCGCGAGCAUUACUGCCAGCACACACCUGACUGUCGUAGGGACAAGCCCUCACGCCCCAACCAGCGUGCACGUGGUGGCUGCUAUGACUUCAGCCAACGUGUCCUGGGAGCCCGGCUACGACGGUGGAUACGAGCAGACUUUCUCAGUUUGGAUGAAGAGAGCCCAGUUUGGACCCCAUGACUGGCUGUCUCUCCCUGUGCCAGCUGGUUCCAGUUGGCUACUGGUGGAUACCUUGGAACCAGAGACUGCUUAUCAGUUCAGUGUCUUGGCUCAAAACAAGCUGGGCACCAGCUCCUUCAGUGAGGUGGUCACUGUGAACACUCUAGCAUUCCCUGUAACAACUCCAGAGCCUCUGGUGUUGGUUACCCCACCGAGGUGCCUAACAGCCAACCGGACACAGCAAGGCGUCCUCCUGUCGUGGCUCCCUCCUGCCAACCACAGCUUCCCCAUCGACCGCUACAUCAUGGAAUUCCGCGUGGCAGAGAAGUGGGAGAUCCUGGACGAUGGCAUCCCAGGCUCUGAGAGCGAGUUCUUUGCCAAGGACUUGUCCCAGGACACCUGGUACGAGUUCCGUGUGCUGGCGGUCAUGCAGGAUCUCAUCAGCGAACCCAGCAAUGUCGCUGGCGUGUCCAGUACAGACGUUUUCCCUCAGCCUGACCUGACGGAUGAGGGCCUAGCCCGCCCGGUGCUGGCUGGCAUCGUUGCCACCAUCUGCUUCCUGGCUGCUGCCAUCCUCUUCAGCACACUCGCCGCCUGCUUCGUCAACAAGCAACGCAAACGCAAGCUCAAGCGCAAGAAAGACCCUCCUCUCUCGAUAACCCACUGCAGGAAGAGUUUGGAGUCCCCGUUGUCUUCCGGCAAGGUGAGUCCCGAGAGCAUCCGCACGCUCCGUCCCCCCUCGGAGUCCUCUGACGACCAGGGCCCGCAGGCCAAGCGGAUGCUGAGCCCCACCAAGGAGAAGGAGCUCUCCCUUUACAAGAAGACCAAACGAGCCAUCAGCAGCAAGAAGUACAGCGUCUCCAAGGCGGAGGCCGAAGCUGAGGCCACCACUCCUAUCGAGCUCAUCAGCCGCGGGCCAGAUGGCCGCUUCGUCAUGGACCCGGCCGAGAUGGAGCCCUCCCUGAAGACACGGCGCAUUGAGGGCUUCCCCUUCGUGGAGGAGACAGACAUGUACCCCGAGUUCAGGCAGUCAGACGAGGAGAACGACGACCCCGUCGUCCCCACCUCCGUGACCGCCCUGAAAGCCCAGCUCACCCCUCUCUCCUCCAGCCAGGAAUCCUACCUUCAGCCACCAGCAUACAGCCCCCGGUUCCACCGGGCGCUGGAGGGUCCCGGCAGCCUGCAGGCCACCGGCCAGGCCCGCCCGCCGGCCCCCCGGGCUUUCCACCACCAGUUCUACGGUUACCUCAGCAGCAGCAGCCCCGGGGAGGUGGACCCACCGCCCUUCUACAUGCCAGAAGUCAGCCCGCUGAGCUCAGUCAUGUCCUCCCCACCGCUGCCCCCCGAGGGGCCCUUCGGACACCCCACCAUCCCCGAGGAGAACGGGGAGAACGCCUCCAACAGCACGCUGCCCCUGGCCCAGACCCCCACGGGGGGCCGGUCCCCUGAGCCCUGGGGCAGGGCCGAGUUCCCCUUCGGCAGCCUGGAGCUGGCCCCCGCGCCGUUCCCCCACCAGCUCCAGCCCUGCGAGGCGGCCGAGGGCUCCCAGCCCACGGGCUGCCUUCCUCGGGGGCCACCCCCCUCCUCCCUCCAGGUGGUCCCUGUAUCUUACUCUGGCAUCCUGCCCCUGGAGGCACCAAAGAGCUGGACCGGCAAGUCACCGGGCAGGGGUCAAUCUUCCGUGCCCGCUACCACCAAGUGGCAGGACAAACCUAUGCAACCCAUGGGAUGUCAAGGGCAGCUAAGACAUACCAGCCAAGGUAUGGGCAUACCCGUGUUGCCUUACCACGAUCCGUCCGAGCCCGUCGGCCCCAGCGGCACAAGCACAUUCAGCCUGGACACCAGGUGGUACGAGCCCCAACCCCGACCUCGGCCCAGCCCUCGGCAGGUCAGGAGGGCUGAGCCCAGUUUACAUCAGGUGGUGCUACAACCUUCGAGGCUUUCUCCUCUGACCCAAAGUCCCCUGAGCUCCCGCAACAGCUCCCCAGAGCUGACCGCUCGCGCCCGGCCCCGCCCAGGGCUCAUCCAGCAGGCAGAGGUGUCGGAGAUCACGCUGCAGCCGCCUGCGGCCGUCAGCUUCUCCCGCAAAUCCACGCCGUCCUCCACGGGAUCUCCGGCGCCCAGCAGCCGCGGGGACAGCCCCAGCUUCCGACCGACCACCGCCUUUACCCCCGUGGGCACUGGCUUCUCCAACUCCCAGGGCUCCUCCCUGCCUGUGGACACCAUGGAUGUUUUUGGAGACAUCCCUUCUCCAAGGAGGGCUGGCGAGGAGAUUCUCCAACCGGAGCCGACAUCCACCACCACAGUAGCCGCCACAGGAAAACGUCCAUCUCCGCCCGGGGACGCUGCUGCACCUGAGAGGCUCGAAGCUCUGAAAUACCAGCGGAUAAAGAAGCCCAAAAAGUCAUCCAAGGGCUCCUCGAAAUCCAGAAAACAACUCAACGGCUCUGCCUCCCAGGUUCAGCACCCUCCCAGCUCUCAGGUACUGUCACCUGACGAAGCUGUCUGCCUCCGCAAGAAGAAGAGACACCCUCGUCAGGACCCCUUUGCCCGGCUCUCAGCACUGAAGGACGACCUCUGCCACCGGCAGCUCCCUGAAGACCAGACAGCCAUUCUCAACAGUGUCGACCACGAUGACACCAGCGGACACGCCACCCUGCUCUAGCCUGGCUCUGGUCCCAGGAGGUUGAACAGGAGCGGUGGAGGGAGCUGGUGUCACACCACGGGGGGAUGGAGGUGAUGGGGAAGAGGGGGGGACACACCUACGCUGUCACCUCUCUGAGGGGUUUGACGGGGACGAGCUGGGGGGACCUGGGGGAUGCUUUGGGCUGGGUGUUCCUCAAAUCCACUUCUCUCCCACCCCAAACAGUUUGGGUGGGAUGGGAAGGGGGGUGUUGCACCUCGGUUUUGGAAAGGAUCUCUAGGCUUCAAAGGCAUGGAUGGAGCUUUUGACAUCUGCGUUUAGGGGGGAAAGUGUGAGAUUGAGCAGCUGGUCCUCAAUCGCUGGAGGAAAUAGAAUGACGCAGGGUGUAAUUAAGUGACAUGAACCUAACAACCCAGGCGGGAACUGGUAAUCCCAUGAAUCUGAUUAUGAGAAAAACAUGACCAAAUAAUCCCAGGGAAGCUGUAAUUGUGAAAUCUCCCUUCCUCCCCCUUCCCAGCCUCCUUUGAUGUGAAGGUAACAGCAGCAAAACCAUCUGUGACAUCUUUCCUUACCUAUCUCUGAAAGGGAAAAGCCAGAAAGACCCUGAUCCUUUGAAUCAAUGUGAGAAAUCACCAUUUGUCUGUGUGCAAACACACUCGAGCCUCGGUGCCGUGCGCUCGGUGCCAUGCGAGCGCGCAGGUUGGGGGCUGAUGCGAUCUGAGGGCGUUUCCCCAGCUGUGGCAUGUGCCAGCUUUGAUGGGGGUGGGUUUGAUUAAUUCUGCCCGACGCUCCGUGUAUCUCAGGCAAAUGUUCUGCAGUGCCGUGUGGCGAUGUGAUUUCUGACUGUGUGAUGUUUAAUCCCUCCUGAUACCUGCGGAGUGCGGAGACGCAGGCGUGCGAGCGAGCGGGGUUUGGCUCCUUCGGCAGGUGCUGAGCCCCAGGAGAGCAUCUGGAAGUGCCCAGCUCUGUGGAUGGACGUGGAUGGCUCCGUGCAAAGCUAAGCCCAGCGUUUCGUGCCAGUUUAAAAUGUGUUGCUGCUGAUUUCACCGUUUCUCCCUUUUUUCCUCCUGCUCCAGCCCAGAUGUGUCAGCUGUGACACGCGCUGGAGUUGUGUCCCUCCCUUUGUCCCUGUUCCCCUCAGUAAUGCUGUUCUAACUCUUCACCAGAAUGUAUUUCCUCUUCAGAAUAGGGUAGGUUUGGUGGCUGGUGGUUUUCUGGAUUGCAUAGGCCUUUUAUUUGGUUUGUUUUUAGCAGGCAAGGUGUAACCCAAGAACAGCCAGGCUCACUUUCCUGCUCUGCCUCCACUCUCUGACUGCGUGGCCUUGGGCAAGUCACUUGACCUCUCUGUGCCUCAGUUCUCCCAUCUGUAAAAUGGGGAUAAGUCAUAUUUGAGCACUUUGGACAAGCACUUGGUGGCCUACAGACUGCAAGUGCUAUGUAAAUGCUUAGUGCUAAUAUCAAGCAAUCCCUACCUUUAAAAUAUUUAGAGUUGGUUCUUUUUCUUUUUUUUCUUAGUUUGAAGUGGUAAAAUCAACCACUGCAUCCAGGUUUGCACAGUUCUUCCUCUGCGGUAAAGUGCUAAACCCUCCAGCCUGCCUGGGAAUAAAACACCAAGUCUUUCAUGUAGAUAUUCUUGCUUUGAGUGGAUUCAGGCUGUAGAAAAAGUGUCAGGAGAGCUGGAGAGCCUGCAGGCAUGUUUUUAGCCCCAGGCUCUCUAUUUGCAUAUGAAACUUUUGUUUAUUCCCAGGUAGAAUUGCCAAGAGAUUCUCUGCAAUCUCGCCUUUAAUUCUGCUUUGCCUUGGUUUUUGCUCUUGCUGCUGGUUGAACCUCCAAGGGCUGAGAUAUUUGGAGAAAGACAUGAGCUCUCGGUUGAGAUCCGGCUCUCUGACCAUGCCACGCUUUCAGGUCGGAGCUUGUCGAUUGCUCUGCCUGGUUUUAGAGGUUGUGCUUCCUCUCCCAGCAGAAUGCUCGGGAACCUGUGACCACCAAAAGCAGAGCACCGUGUCUUUUCCAAUCUCCAGGCCCUAAGUAAGGUUUGAACCACUGGACAAUGAAUCCUCUAAAUCGAUAACCAGAUAUUUCUGAGCUUUAACAACUUCGUGUAGGUGGUCUCAAGCCAUCAGCAGGUUUGUCUCGGAAGGAAGGGAGGGUCUGGCAGAAAUACCCCUCUCUUUCCAGCCUGCACCAGGGCUUUUUAUUGACAUGACGAGUGACCUGAUGUAAGAACCUCAACUCUCAGAGUGAGAACUCAACCUUGCUAACAGUAUGACUGCAAAUUUCUUUUCUUUGGGUGUGUUUUUAGGGUUUUUCCCUAGAACCUGCUCGGAUCUGAAUUGAUUUAAUGCCAUUCUCCCGCUCUGCAGCGGGGAAAACUCUGCCUGGCUUGGCCAACUCCAGCUCGCCGGUCACUCCAUCUGGGCUGCUCCUGACAGACAGGUGACCCUCGGGGCCGGGGGAGGCGUGGAGGCUCUGUGCUGCCUGUGCCAUGGCCAACUUGCUCUUCCUUUUGCUCUCAUUGCCUCAGCCUCUCGAACAGAGGGUUGCUUUUCCAUUUGAGUGCUUUUCAAAUGAUUUACGACAUCCGUUCAGAUGGGCCAGGUGCUGUCUUCAGGCUCUUGAGGUUGCUACCUCAGGACUCUGCCCCAUCCCAUCUUAAGGAGCUCUAGAGGACUUGGAGUGCUGGGCAGGUUGACGGAGCAUGCUGGCUUGCUGGGUCAGUCUUUUGAGAGUUGUUUUCCUUUUGCAGGUGUUUUGAGCCACUGGGCUUUUCAUGGUCUUCGACCUUUAGAGGCUGGAGCUGCAGCCCUCUCUCUUUCAGCCGUGUACCUGCCACGCUGCUGGAGUGGGAAAUCCCGCCCGGGCGCCUCGUGGAAGCAGCUCCUCCCUAAAACCAUCCUUAACUCCUUUCCCUGCUAGACCGAGUCACCUUCCCAUCGACUCGGGCCGUGCUUUGGCUGACUGGCUCGCCUCUUGCUUUGGCAACCUCCUCGCUUCUCCCAGCCCUCUGGUUUCCCUGCCCUUCAGGGUUGCUCCUCUCUCCUUCCGCGGACCUGGAAACAUCGAAGCCAUGUCAGACGAUGCCAAACACUUCCCCCAUUUCACCCCCGUUUGAACUCCGUGUCGCUUUGGUGGUUUGCAAACACAGCUGCUGCUGCUGCUGCUUCUUCAUUUUCUUUUUUUUUUUUUUUUUUUCCUCCUUUCAUGCUGCAAAAUAUAUCUGGAUUUUUAUCUUCCUGGACCAAACUCUGUUAUUUUCUAAGCUGGUCUGAGAUAGAUGGCUCUUUCUGUAUCAGUGACCAUACAAUUCCUCCUUGCACCUUGCAAAUUCAAAGUUCCAUUAGGUCCCUUGGCAAAUCCUGGCCCACGGUGAAAAAAUGCCUCUGAAUCACAAGGAUUUUUGUCCCUGGGCUCAGCUGAGGUGUCAGUGCAAAGGUGCUAGCCCAGUUUUAGGGGGUCCUUGCUAGUGCAUCUCCCUGUGAGGUGUCCAAGGUGGAGAUGCUCCAGUGCUGGUUUCAUGCCACCAUGGGGGCUGCAGGACUGGGGCACCCUGAGCUGGGGGAGGUAACAUGGAGAGGUGGGUACAGGAUGCCACUGAGAUCCUGUGGAAAAGGGGCUGUCCCUUGCUGUCCAAUGAGUCCUGGAGCAGGCAGGGGAAAAGGGCAGGGAAGUGCUUUGCCUGCUUUUGCAGCAGGACUUGCUCUCAUCCACGUGUUUCUAAGAUGACUUUUCCAUGCAGCCCCAGUGGUGUUUUGGUUCCGUGGUGUUGAUGUGAAGGAAAAUGCAAGUUAAUGUAAUUAGGGGGAGAGGGAGUGUUCAGGGCUCUUUGUGGCUGUUUUUGUGCCUGUCACUAACAGCACCCACAGGCACAGGGAGUGAUGGAUUUGUGGGAUGGGGGAGCUGGAAGGUCCCAGGGUCUCUUCCCAAUCUGAACCUCAGCAUGUUUGCACUCUGUGAGCCACCAGGGUGUCUGUGUGUGCAGGGGAUGCUUUUUCUGGGAGGAUUCUCAUUCCUGCUGCCCUGUGCCAGUCACCUGUGGCUGCUUUGGGGCAUUGGUGGACUCCAGGCGGUUCAUCUGGUGUUUGUCACCUUGUCAGCUGGCCCAGUGCCACCCAGUGGAAGGCUGGAGGUGAUGCAGUUUGGAUUAAUAAAUGUAAAGGAAAUAUAAAGGCAAUAACAACUUUCUGUAUCUGCCUCUAGGAGUGUUGAGGACACUGGAUUUGGGCUCAGCAGCUCAGGCACGGUCCUGGCAGGGCUUAGUUAUGUCUGGUGGCAUCUGGACAUGACACACAUUCCAGACUCAUUGCUGGUCUGUAUUAGGACAAAAUCUGCCUGGCAUUUUGGUUUCUCUUCUUGCUUCAGGCAGUGACGUAGACUGGGGAGUUCUCAGAGUUUUGGGUUGGUUUCAGCUGUAGCUCUUGUCUGGAGGUAUUUUUCCAUGAGGCUGGACCUUCAGGGAUUUCCACAUGUACCACAUGGGCUCGCUGCAGCCCCAGACUGAAGUCAGGGCUCUUUUGGAAGGAAAUCUUCUCAAGGAACCGGAGUAAAACCCACUGUACAUAUGAGAUAUAAAUAGAUAGAGGAGCGUAGGACAAAGGUAGAUAGGUUUGCAGAAUUCAGUAGAUUUGCAUGUCGGGGUAUGUGUGUUGCUAGGGGAGAGUUUAGAGCUGUGCUGGAGCGGGGGAUGAGGAUGGGCAAAGCAGGGAAGGGGCUGGGAGCAGCUGCAGCCCGAGGGGAAUUCGGGGAUGGAGAAGUACUGGUGUGACCUGCGCUGCCGCCCUGCUGCACACAACAGAUUGCUCUGUUUCAUUAUUUCACCCCCAGUUUUUAGCUUUGUUCAUUGUCUGUGACUCACCCCUGGGCUGUGGCAUGGAGGAGCAGGAGGGACAGGUCCUGUGCUCGGCGUGUCCGAGGCACACGGGGCAUGACACGGACACAACACGCCAGGGGGAUGUCACAUUGCCUUAUCUCUGGUGCCAGCGCUUAAAGAAAAAGCUGCACCACGCAAAAACCCUUCCCUCUAGUCCCUCUAGAUGCUGCUCUCUGGUUACUCAUGUGAAAGCAUUUUGCUUUUCAUCUGUUCUUCCCAGAAAAGCGUGAGUCAGAAGGGAUGACAGAGGGAUACAGCUAAAUUUGUCCCCUGAGCUGAGGAAUGCAGCACUGGCUGUGCCAGCCGGCCCCAGCAGCACCUCCUGGGAGGGACAAGAUGUUCUUGACAGUGUCUUUUUAUUUUAAACCUCAUUAGCAGCACUUUGAAGAUCUGAGGCAGAGAAGGGAUUUGCUCACCAGUGAUGCUGGUACUGACCCCAGGCAUGGGGGCAGCCAGAUUCAGGCUGGAUUCUCACUGCUCUCCCAGAGCUAUCCCUGUGCUGUCUGGCAGCCCUUACAGAAGGCAGGAUCUUUACUCCCAUUUCCCGCCUUCAGCUUAAUUUUAUUGGGUUGGUUUUUUUCUGUUUCUGAGUAUCUUGACUCCUCUCUGCCCCUGUUUGUGGGAAGAAGAGGUGGGAAGUGCAGCUGUUCCUAUUAGGGGUCUGUCAGGGAAUGCUUGAACUGAGGGCUGGGAAGCAGCGACCAGAUUUGGCAACACUGGUGCCAGCAAAAGAAAAAAACUUAACAUUGCACUUAAUUCCCAUCAGCUGGCACAUCCCCAAGUAGGGAGGACCAGUGUGGUUGUGGGAAGGGUCUGGAGAUGGGAGCCUGUUCCCCUGCCUGGGUACUGGAAUGAGAGGGAGCCAUGUUUGCCCAUUUUCCCCGUUUUUAGGUGUUUUGCCACAGCUGGCUGAGCUCUUUUCCUCGGCAUUGCAUGGCAGCAGGAUGAGCAUCCCCAGUCCUGGGGCUCUGGCUGACUUUUGAUGCGUGCAUGGAUGGAGGAAGGACCUGGGGAGGGGGUGGGCAGAGCAAGGCGGGGCAGAGGGUCUGGUCCAGGCUUGGGGGUGCUGGAUGAGGCAAGCAUGCACUGUAGAGGUAGCUAAAGAUUUUUAUACUUGUUGCAGUGGGGUGGGAAAUGCAGGAUGGAGGUGCUGGCAUCCCCCAUGGAGGACAGUUUGCCCAGAUUUUGGAUUUACCAUCAAAAUGACACUUUCUCUCCCAGGAGGGCUUUAAUUCUUGUUCUUCUGAGGUUUUGCAGGGCUGCAAAAGAGGGUGCCCAUCUUCCCGGGUCUGAAAGCUCCUCAGAUUUCCACACACUCCCCCUCCCCCCCACCAGUACUUAGAUUAAAAUAAAACAUACAAAAAAAAAAAAGACUUGAGAAAUGAGCCCCAGUAUCUCUAGCUAAAGAAAUGAUAUUGGUGUAUCAAAACCAAUUUUAUUGUAUAUAAAAUUAAACAAAUAUAUAUUUGCUCUCUAUUUUAGAAGGGGGGGAGAAUAAAUAUUUAAAAUAAUUCAUUAGUAAUAGGUGUCAGAAACUUCUGUGCAGCAUGAGAGAAGCUGUCAGA